ACGCCAUGCUGUGAGUUCUGUAGGGCACCAGGCAGGAUUGUUAGUUACACGUCCAAUGACCGCACCUAUACGUCUCCUAACUAUCACCAGCCUGGAUUGGGUGAGGGUCUUGCUGACCUAGGGCAUAUUCUCCUGCCCAUUGUACACUCGCUACUCGAAGCAUUCCACAACAUACACUACCACUACUAG
Molecule: messenger RNA, 189 nt
Organism: Bipolaris oryzae ATCC 44560
Lineage: Eukaryota; Fungi; Ascomycota; Dothideomycetes; Pleosporales; Pleosporaceae
Exons: 1
Source: RefSeq, a predicted model, not a curated record